AUUUUAACAACUAAUUACACUCCGAAAAAAAAAAAAUUAUUUCCCCGUAAAAAGCAAAGGCUUCCCGGAAAACGUAGCCGAAGUUCGUUAUUGGCCGCCACUAACAGGGAACAAUGAGACCUACAGAUUUUCUUAGGGUUUUGAACAAACAGUUUCUCGGAAUCGCCGGUGACACCGCAAAUGUCAUUGCUCAGAAGCUGACAUCACCGUCUCCUCUGUCGCGUAAACCGGCGUUUAUAGAUGCAUUUAUGUACAAGAUGAAAAAGAAUCCAGAACUUCUGAAGAACAAAACCAUUUGGUCAAGGAGAUCCACUAUAUUGCCGGAGUUUGUUGAUUCUCAGGUGAAUAUUUACAAUGGGAAAACCACUAUUCGUUGUAAGAUUAGUGAGGGAAGAGUUGGUCAUAAGUUUGGUGAGUUUGCUUUAACCAGGAAACGAAAAUCUAGAGAUCAAGCUAAUGCCAAAGUUAAACUACUCAAGAAAAAGAAGUGAUUUUUAAUUGUUUUACAAAAUUGAUUUUAUGCGUAGUUUAUAGUUUAUACUCUGCGGUUGUUUAUUUGAUCAAUCUAUGGUUAUGAGAUUGUGAAUUUCAAGGUUAUAUGUUUAUGAUCAAUCUAUGGUUAUGUUGUUGUUUAUAGCUUUACAACAGUGAAGUAGAAUUUGAUCUUAUAUCAUUUUAUCCCUCCUUAAGUCUACUAUCAUUUUCUUGUUUUGGGCAUAAAGGAGGUAUGUCCUGAACAUUAGCACUCAAUUUUCAGAUCCAGUUGUCUUUAAAGGGGCUUGGUGCCAUUUGAGUUCCCUUAGCUAUGAUGUCUAUUCAUGCCCCACAUUGGUCUACUGCUGUCCUGUCUUGUUUUGUACUCCUAAGAAGCGAUACCAACACACCAGUGUAAACUCAUUGGUUUCAGAAAAAGAAAAAAACCAUUACUUACCUUUAGUGCAACACUAACAUUACAUGAAUUUCGGAAGCAUAAUCUACAUCAUAACGGGGUGGCUUUGGCAUGAUAAAUUUCAUUAGGGCGUGACACUGAAAAACAGUUUAUGGGUUGGAAAUAGUAAGAUUAAGAUAUAUGGUGAUGAAGAUCAUUGUUUUCCCUCUCAUAAAUUACAAUUAUAAAAUUUGUUUACCAGUUAGCAUUGUAAAUAUUCAUAUGAGCACUCAAGCAUGAGAGGAAGAGUAUACUUCAGUGUCAAGUGCAUUUAUUAUUUUUUUUUUUUUGAGUAAUCAAGAAACAAUAAAAGGGAGAACAAAGGGUUCUCCAAUCCUGUUUACACAAAAGGAUCUCCAAUCCUGACUACACAAAGCGGUCAAAAAACCCCCCAAAAAAAGAGAAAAUGCCAACCAAUUCUAGCUACGAAAGGAACAUUAAAGGAUCCUUAACAAAUUCGUAAAAACUAUAAUUGGACUUAGAAUUUUCUCCCAAAAAGAACCACUUCCACGCAAGCAUCUUUACAUUCCAUACCG
Molecule: messenger RNA, 1464 nt
Organism: Vicia villosa (hairy vetch)
Lineage: Eukaryota; Viridiplantae; Streptophyta; Magnoliopsida; Fabales; Fabaceae
Product: small ribosomal subunit protein uS19m-like
Exons: 2
Coding region: 114-491 (125 amino acids)
Biological process (GO): ribosomal small subunit assembly; translation
Cellular component (GO): cytosolic small ribosomal subunit; ribosome
Molecular function (GO): RNA binding; structural constituent of ribosome
Source: RefSeq, a predicted model, not a curated record